Messenger RNA from Lolium rigidum, 1338 nucleotides. RefSeq names its product protein ABA AND ROS SENSITIVE 1. The record is from RefSeq and is a predicted model, not a curated record. Lineage: Eukaryota; Viridiplantae; Streptophyta; Magnoliopsida; Poales; Poaceae. Gene Ontology annotation, biological process: mitotic DNA damage checkpoint signaling; mitotic DNA replication checkpoint signaling; nuclear DNA replication. Gene Ontology annotation, molecular function: nucleic acid binding; zinc ion binding. Bases 85 to 1182 code for a protein of 365 amino acids. Gene Ontology annotation, cellular component: nucleus; spliceosomal complex. The transcript is spliced from 7 exons.
CUGGAGGCGAGGCGCGGCGGAGCCAAGCACCAGCCUCGGCCGGCGGCUGGAACUUUUUCUGGCUAGGUCGUGCCUGCUGCGGGCAUGGAUCAGAGGAAGGCCUUGUUCCGCGCCAAGCUUCGCGAGGCCAAGGAGAAGCAGGAGAAGCGCAUCGAUCCCGCACUCGUCAGGUAUAAUGAGUAUGAUCAGCCCAUCUGUAGAGUCUGCAACGUUACUCUGAAAUCUGAAGCACUUUGGCCUGCGCACCAAGUUUCACGGAAACAUCAUGAGGCAAAAGCUGCUGCAGCCACUAAAGUUACAGAAGCUGCAGCUCCUCGUGGCAAAAAUCCAAAUCAUGAAAGACCAGCAGAGCCUCAGAAAGCAAAAUCCUCCUCGUUGCCAGCCAAUUUUUUCGACAGCCAGGGAGUGAAAAGGCCAAAUGAUGGUACUGGUUCUGAAGGAAGGUCUGUACGUCAGGAAGUGGCUGCUGUUCAACCACCAGCCAAGGAAGCAAGUGUAGAUAAACCAUCUGUUAGGCCGGACCAAGUGCCAAAUAAGGGGAGUCAAGGCAAACCCAAUGUGAAAGGAAUUCUUCCAGGGAAUUUUUUUGAUUAUGCAGAAGAAGAUGAAGACGAAGCACCAGCUCCAGCUCCGAAGGAGCCCAAUAGGAAUUUGGGAAACAUUGCCAAUCCAAGUCACAUGCAGGUGAAAGGUGUCCCUGAUGGCUUCUUUGAUAGCAGCAGCACAAAACCCACUGAAGCCAGUGCAUCAUCUCAAGCAGGGAAUAUUGUGGAAACUGCUCAAGUAAAAGGAGCCCUGCCAGAAGGAUUCUUUGAUAACAAAGAUGCGGAUCUCCGUGCACGUGGUAUUGAACCACCAAAAGUUGAUGUCAAUGACGCGUUAAAAGAAUUUGAAAAGGAAAUUCAGGAGGACCUCCAGGAAGUUGAUAAUCGCCUUGAAGAAGAGGAGAUUGAUGCUGCUGCUGAGAGGGAAGAGUACUUGACAUUAGAACAAGAGGAGUAUAGGCAGCGAGUAGAUCUGCUGAAGAAACAGCUCACUGAGUCAAAAGCCACACGGAAUGCUAAAGCAAAGAGCAAACCUGUUGGUAUGGACACGGAGUCCAGCGCCAGCGACUCAUCAAGUGAUGAUGAAGAUGGCAACACAGAUUUUGCUGUUGACUGGAGAGCACAGCAUAUGAAAUGAGGCAGAGGCUUCUAUGAUUUCUUCUUACCGUGGCAACAGAGAAGUGCCGCCUCGAUCAUUGCACAUCCAACAAUGAAUGGGAUCAGUUCUAAAGAAUUUUGCUUAGAGGUCUUCUUUUUCGUGUUGUUGGUUCUGAAAACGCACAAGCUACUUAUG